AUGGGCAAGGGUCGCGACAAGCGAAAGAAGCACGAGGAUCCCUCAAAGGCUGCACGACGAGCAUGCAAACAAGCACUUAAGUUGGCAAAAGGACGAGGGGUCCGUACCAAUGAUGCGGGUGGCGAUGGUGAAGGAGGCUUCAACAAUGAGGAAGCCCCAGAGGUGACGCUGAACCGCAUCCGAAAAGUUGAGAGUAAAACCCGCACAACACUUGAGCAAGAAAAUGUGCCACCACCAACACCACGCGCUAACGUUGUUUUUGCGCCGCAUCCAGCUCGAGAUCAGGAGCUACUUAUAUUUGGAGGGGAGUAUUGGGACGGCGUGAGCACGGUGGUGUAUAAUGACUUGUAUUUUUAUCAUACGAAGCGGAAUACGUGGGCCAAGUUAGUAACGGCCGUAAAUCCACCACCGCGUAGCAGCAGCCAAGGAUUAGUGUACAAACACUACUUUCUUAUUUGUGGUGGUGAGUUUGUGUCGCAGUCGCAGUCACAGUUCCUUCACUUCAAGGAUGUGUGGCGCUUCGAUGCCCGGAAGUACGAGUGGGAGGAACUAAAAACUUUGAGGGGUGGCCCAUCAUCUCGAAGUGGCCAUCGGAUGUGCAUGUGGCGCCGUAACGCCGUACUCUUUGGGGGGUUCUACGAUAACGCACAGGAGUGUCACUAUUAUAAUGAUUUGUGGGUGCUUUCACAUCUUGACGGCGCAGGGAAAUGGACGGCAGUCAAGACGGCUCCACAUGGCGAAUCCCCUCACGCACGCAGUGGUCACUGCAUGGCUGUGCAUGACGACACUUUAUUUGUGUAUGGUGGAUAUUCCACAGAAAAGUUUAACCGCUUCAAGAAGUCGGAGGCAACGGUACACCACGACCUUUGGACGAUUAAGCUGCCGAAAGAUAUGUUUGACGGUGGUAACAGCAAACCAGCUGACCAGGACGGUGAGAAUUUUGUUUUUUGGACAAAAGUGAGGCUUGGAGGCAUUCCACCACCAAUCUGCUGCGGUGUUAGCUGUGCCUUCAAGGACAAAAAGAUGUAUCUUUUUGGAGGCGUGGUGGAUGUGGAGUCGCCUGGAGGGAAGAUGAUUUCGAGUUUCAACAACGAUUUAUUCAUCUUUCAUAUGGAUACUAAUCGGUUCUAUCCUGUUGUGUUGCGUGCAAAGCAAGGAGGGUUGGUAGGAGGCACCGGAAAAGUAUCCGGCGGACAGGGCAUGAGUCUUGAAGAGGAACUAAAGGCCUUGCAGCUGCAGCAUCUUGCGAGUGAGGGCUCUACCGCUGGGGCUGGUGGUGACGGCGACGGCGAAUCUAGUAGCGAAGAUGACAACGAUGAUGAUGAUGAUGAUGCAGAAAAUGGAACCGGACACGACACAGUUGAUGCCCGCAAACUUAAGGAGAGUUUUGAAGUGAACAAACGAGGCCAAGUUUAUCCCCAUCGACGCAUGGAUGCUGCCAUGCUCGUUGUGGGCAAUACAUUGUACAUCUUCGGUGGUCAGUUUGAAUGUGGUGCACGUGAAGUUACCAUGUGUGAUUUGUUCUCCCUCAACCUCAAUACAUGUGACACGUUCCGUGUGUUGCUUUCACAGGACCUUUCGAGCGCUGUUUGGCUUGGGAAGGAUGAUGAGGCAAGUGACGCCGGCUCCUGGGAGAGUGGUAGUACUGCCGUUACCGCGGUUUUUGACCUUGACUACGGUUACGAAGAGGAUGAAGACGAAGGCGAAGGCGAAAGCGGUACGUUGGACGACCGUCAAGUGGUGAAUCAGGUUGAUGAUGGUGAUGAGGCACCUGAAGCUAUCCCUGCUGAGCUUGACACUAAUGCGACACCAGCACUUGAUGAAGUAGAUGGUAUCACGAUAGUGAAGGGGAAGAAGGGACUUAAAGUUCACAAGGAACAACUCGUGGCUCAGCUGAGUGCGAGCUGUGGCGUGCCCACACCGCUGAUGAAUGAAAGUGCGGCUGAGUUCCUCACACGUACAUCCGCAUUUUGGACGACAAUGGCGGAGGAGUCGUUUAAGGACGCGGGGAACACGAAGCCUCAGUCCGAGCGGAGAAUACAAAAGGAAGCCGGGAGGUUCGCCAAUCGACGUUACCGUGAGGCGAAGAAACUUCUUGAGCAACUUCGUCUCGUCGAAGAGCGUGAGGAGGAGGAAGCACGCUUCUUUCGAGAAUUGCGCCGACAGAAAGAAAAGGAAUGGGAGGAAUACGAACAGCAGUUGGCUGAAAAAGGUGAAGGAGAUGAAAAUAGUUGA
Trypanosoma brucei brucei TREU927 is the source of this 2235-nucleotide messenger RNA. RefSeq lists its product as hypothetical. The transcript has a single exon. NCBI's taxonomy places the organism in Eukaryota, Euglenozoa, Kinetoplastea, Trypanosomatida, Trypanosomatidae. Gene Ontology annotation, molecular function: protein binding. Bases 1 to 2235 code for a protein of 744 amino acids. The record is from RefSeq and is a predicted model, not a curated record.